Messenger RNA from Limulus polyphemus (Atlantic horseshoe crab), 5598 nucleotides. RefSeq lists its product as uncharacterized. The transcript has 3 exons. The record is from RefSeq and is a predicted model, not a curated record. Lineage: Eukaryota; Metazoa; Arthropoda; Merostomata; Xiphosura; Limulidae. Bases 255 to 2576 code for a protein of 773 amino acids.
AAGAGUCACUAGACGAGAGAUAUUAAAUCGAGUGAGAGAGCGACGUGUAUGCUUUUUAUUGAGUUUAUAAGCCACCAGUCAAGCCUUCAGUUACGGCGGUAUACGAAAAACAGCACCAGAGGACAGAGACUCGCAGCUUAAGCUAUGAGGACGCUGCUGACUGCGAGACUCUCCGUGAAAACUGUAAGAUUGGAACUGACCACAAGGAAGACAGUUCUACAAACAGUCAUCCACACAGUACCUGUCAAUCAGAGAUGGCCAUUCCAGCACCUGUUUAUUUCCUCAUAAAGGAACAUGCGAAGUCUUUAGUUGCCAUUAAGGAACUUCAAGACCGAUUGACAGCUGCUGAACAUUUCCAAACCAAUGCCAUCACACUAUUUCAAGACAUCGAGCAACAAUUAGUACAACGUGAUUACAAAUAUAGAUGUCUCAGUGAUAGGAAAUAUCCAUACAACAAGCUUCUUCACCAGUUCCCAUUUCCUCAACCAACUAACUUGGUUUCUGAAUGUCCAAAGAGCAGUUCUGGAAGACUGGGAUCUUCUUAUUCCUCUUCACUACACUUGUCUGCAAGUAACAGUAGUACUAGACAUGCCGAGUCAAAAAGAAAAUUGAUUAUGGAAAGUGACAAUAAACAGGAUAGUGGCUUGGAUUCAGACUGUCGUGAUCAAGGACAGGGAAGUAGUUUAACUUUUGUUAGUAAUCCUAGCAAUUUUGCCAUGUGCGAAAGAAAAGAACAGAUUCAAAAAGAAUCUUGUAUGUGCAUGUUUGGGGCUGGUGAUGAACUAUCAACUCUUUUGGAUGUUAUUAAUCAGAAGGGACUUUUGCUUAGAAAACAAAUAGAUGUUAUGAAUCAACAGCAUGAUAUAAAAGGUGAGAAUUAUUUAGCAAGCUAUGAACAAGAUUUUAUAUCCAGACACCAAACAGUGCAAAAUGUAGAAAUCAAACUUAAACAAGUUGAAAAGGAAAGAAGUGACCUGUUCAACAAAGUUGUACAUUUGGAGGCUGCUUGUCAUGAACUGGAAAAGGAAAAAAAAUGGCUUGAAGAAAGACUUGAAACAAUAUUAUUAGAAAAAGAACAACUGGAAUAUCAUAUUCAUGGAUUGUAUCUUCAGUAUGUUAAAAAUCAGGGAAAUGAAGCUGAGCAGUGGAAAGAAGGUAAACUCACAGAAAAUAUUUCCCAACCUAAAAUCAGUCAGCCAAGAAAUGAAGCAGCUUCCUCUAGUCUUCAGCCAACACUCUCCUGUCAGAACAAAGUUUCCUCUGUUUUUAAGGAAAGUGACCCUAGUCUUCAGGCAACACUGUCCUGUCAGAACAAAGUUUCCUCUGUUCUUAAGGAAAGUGAUAUUUUGAAACUUCAACAACAACUGAUUACAUACGUGUUAGAAAAUGAAAUUUUACAAACAAAGAUUCAACACUUAGAAGAAAUUCAUAAAACUUCAAAUGUGAUAGUUGAGAACAAGUUGACAGUUCAACUCAAGCAGCUUCAGAGUGAGAAGGAAGAACUCUGUCUUAUGCUGCAAGCAAAUAAAUUAGAAUUAGAAUCAAUGCAUGCCAAAGUUUUCAUGCUUAAGAAAGAUCUCUGUUCUUUAAUUCGGGAAAACCAAGAACUUAAGCGACAGAUAGGCAAAUCUUCUAAACAGACAUCUGCAUAUCAUUCCAAGUAUCAACAGCUUCAUGAGCCUACAUUGGUUAUGAACUCUGAGAGAAGCAGUCCAGACACGUAUAGUCUUCCUCCAUUUCUACCAUUAGAAACUAUAUAUGCAAAUCCUGUUUUAAAUAACUAUGUGCAAAAUAAGUAUAGUGAGAAUGACAAAAGCUCUUUUUUGAACUUAACAUGCCCUGAAACCCAAUCUGAAAACAUUAGACAUUAUGAUAUUAUUACUUCAACUCAACAUGGGGAAUCUUCAAGUAGUCAUCAUUCAUUAGAUUUUGAAAGCCCAUCUCAUUGUAGACAAAGUCGUCAUGAUUUUACAUUAUUACCAAUGAAUAACAGUCCCCAUUCAUCACCUGCUUUAGAUGUUUUGUCAUGUUCAUCCUUUACUCAAAACAAACCUUCCGAAACAUGUCAAGUUUCUACAGUAAUAGAAAAACAGGGCUCAUUGUCUCAAAGUGAAACUUCAUCUCCAGUCUUUCAAUUCAAGAAUAUUCAUAAUACUAAAAGUCUCUCUUAUAAUAAAGAUGCUUUAGAGAAGUUGGAGAGGAAUACACAGUCAAAGCAUAUGGACAGUAUAUGUAGUGAGUUUGAUCCUUUACAUACCACAUUUCAUAGGGACCCCUUGAGGCAAAUGGAAUUUGUUGAUUCAUUAGACUUAUCUGUACCAUUAAACCCAGAGAAGACACACCAGAGUCGCAGACGAGAUCUACCCUUCCCUCGUAGUGCUGCCAGCUACUUAUCUCAACAGAAACUAAGUGCAUCACAGGACACUAGACUAGAUUUUGGAUUUAGAAAGCAACAUGGGUCUCAAAAAAUAGCCUUUCAGACUGCUAGAGAAAAAAAUUCAAAAAAUUUGCAAUACCAUCUUCAAAAUCUUUUAGAUCGUAUCUCUGCAACUGUUUCUGGUGAACCUCUCCUAUGAUACUGGGAUCUUUAUUUAUCUAUACAUCUACUUAUGUUAUUGGAUAUGCAGGUGUAGUUUCUUUUUUGUUUUUUAUUAUUUUCACUAAUGAGCAUUGACACAUCCAAAUAAUUUACAACAUACAAUAUAAGUUUUCAUUAACUAACAUGAAUGAGUGAGCAAUUUUAUGUAUUGAAUGGGAUCAUUUAUCUAUUUCCUUAUGUGUACAAUGUAUUUCAUUUAUAGAUCUGUGAUGAUGUUUUUUGAGCUCAUAUUCUUCAAAUGCUUCACAUGUUUAUGAUUGUAUCAGAAGCUGUAUAAAACUUUUCCUGUCUAGAUAGAAUACUUUAAGCAUCUAUAAUUGAAGCUGAAAACCACUAAUACAUUAUAGAAUUUAUGGUUUCCAGGAACCAUAACUAACGUGGUCUUUCAGUAUUCUGUGCUUUGCCUUUUUGAAUGGAGCUAGACAUGUUUGUCUUUCAGGAGAAGUGCAGAAGAAAUGUAAAGUAUGUGAAUAAUUUUCUCAACUGAUAGAGAAUUUAUUGGCUAUAAUUUAUAGUUUGUUUGUUUCUACUUACACAUAGGUACAUAUAUUUUCAGUUGUUUAAGAAAAACAUUUAGUGGAUUAAAGUAGGUAAUUCAUAGAUUUGUUUUAUCUAAUCUAUGAUCGUUUUUCCUCUCAUUUAUUAUUCAGUUUUAUUUAAGUCUUCUUCUUUGUAGGCAUAUAUCAGUCACAGAUAUGAAAAAAUAUAUAUAUUAUAUAUAUAUUUAUGCAACUUAAGUGCCCAGGGGUUGUUUAUAGCAAAUAAUUAUAUAUAAUUAUACGAGUACCUAUUCAGUCAGUACGUAUAUGUACUUUAUUGUGGAUCAUAUUAGAAUAGUCAUCCAUUCAGUGCUAAGGCAGAAGCUGUGCAAGAAAUUCCAGCCCUAUAAUGUUGUAGAGCUUUCUUAAUAUUUUGCAACAAGGUUUAGGUUUUUUUUUAAAGUUUUAAGUUUCAUAUCGGCAAAAAAAUUUAAAAUCAUGACUAGCUCUUACAAUAAAAAAUGUUUUAAAGUCAGUUUGGAACACUUUAAUGGGUUUUCUGAGUAAUUUUGUUUUUUGUAAUAUGUACGUACAAGUGUGUAUGGACUUAGAAAUAUUUGAAAAAAUUGCUUUAAAACCUCCUAGUAUUAUAUAGUUUAAAGCAUACUAAUACAUUAAUUGGUAUUAGAUAAAUUUAGAUAAAAUUUUAUAGAGCAAUAUACCCAGUGUUUAAUAUUAUCAAUCAAAUACUACAGCUAUUUUUAUAAGAAUAUACAGUUUUGUGAGAAAACCUUGUUAUUUUAGGUUCUUUUUUAACCUAAUUAAAUUUACUGAUUGUCUUCUACAAUUUGUGGAUUAAUUAGUCCAUGAAUUUUUUUAAUGGGAAAAAAAAACUGAACUGAAUUGUGUUAUUAUUCUGUUCCAUACUUAGAAAAUACACUUUUUAUUAUGCGUAUUUCAUAGAAUGAAAUAUUACCUGCAUGUAUUACAGAAAGAUAGAUACAUGUGCUUGCAUGAUAAAACAGUAUUAGCUAGAGUUGUUUUUUGUAAAAUAACAUUAAUGUUUCAAGCAACUGUUUUCUUCCUUAUUUUAUUGCUGAUUAACAGUAAGAUUGGUUGAACAUCUACUAUAGCUGUUGACAUAGUUUAUGAUAUUAUUCAAUAUUUUACAUUAAAACAUGUAAGGUAUAAAGAGUAGAGAUUACGGUAUUUUCAAGUGGAAAAUUAAGGUACUGUAUAUUCAUGACUUUUUCAAUUUAAAUUAUGUUCUCUAAAUAAUGAUUAAUCUGUGGCAAAAUGGAUUAGGUUGCAUGGGGUGAACCUUAGGCCCUGAUUUGUAUAUCAUAUUUAGCUGUUGUUUUUUUUGUCAUCUACAUAUACAUCUCUAUAUAUUUUCUGAAUGUAUGUACUUUUUGCAUAUCUAGUAAAUUAACUUGUGUUUCUUUUGGACACUAAAUCCUUUGUGGUGAUUUAGUAAUACACACACACACAUAUCAUAAAAGUUAAAAAAAAGCUGUAUUUAUAACACAGAAGUUGAAUAAUUAAAAAUCAACCUGGAGCUCUUAGAAUGCCUUAUUUUAGAAAGUUAACUAUUGUACAUUCCUGUUUUAUCAACCCCAUAUUUUCAGAUUAGGCACUUUAAAGUGAGAAACUGGAGAACAUAAGAAAAAUGUUGCCUAUUGAAAAUAUGAGUGUUUUUAGCCAUAUGUAUUUUUGGAAUUUGUCUGAAAAUAUAAUUAUUUCAUAUCACUGUUCACUAGCUUAAGAUAUGUUUCCUUACAUGCAUUAACAAGUACAUAAAUUAUAUGUAAGAAAUAUCUGUAAGAUAUGAAAAUUAUUUUAAGUACAUACAGUUAGCUCUAAGUAUAUUUUACAUGUAAAAACUUAUUUAGUCUAAUCAUGUUGAAAUAAACAUUUAUACAUUACUUAUUCAAGGAUAUAUUUCAAUGAAAAGAUUUCUCUCUCAUUAGAGAGUUAAAAUUACUUUACAUUCAAAGAUGUCUCAUCUUAUGUAUGAUUUUGUUAGUUAUAUUGCAAAUGAAUUCUAGUAAGUUUGGAACUUAAAAAAUUUUUUUUUAACUUAUGCUUUGUAUACACAAAAAAUUAAACGUGUGUAAAUCAUGUGUUUCUGGUAAAUGUAGAAAUGAGUUAUAAAAUACUUGUACAUUCCUGGAGUUAAAAAUGCUUGUGUUUGAAAAUAUUUUAAAAAUGAAAUAGUAAGAGCGUAACUAAUUAAACGUGUGAGAAUUGUGUUUCUGGUAAAAUAUAAAAUACUUGUACAUUCCUGGAGAUAAAAAAUGCUUGUGUGUUUGAAAAUAUUUUAAAAAUGAAAUAGUGUAACUUUGUUUAUGAUAUCAAUUUAUUAUGUUAUAUGUACUAAUGUAUAUAAUUCUUUGUAAUAAAGAGAACUAGGAAAAAUGUAGUCAUAACUAACUUAAGACCAUUUUUAAAGUCUAUUUUUCAUAUCAUGCUCUUUGUUAGAUAUAAUGUAUUUUUUUAAUUUUAAGAAAUUUCACCCAU